GUAUCUUUGUUUCAGACAUAUCCAUAGUUGAAGCCUUUCUUCAUUUCUAGCGGUAGAUCAAGAAACAUGGCAAACCGUCCGCAUGUUCCAAAGUUUGGGGACUGGAGCAACCAAGAGCAGCCAUUCACGGUCGUGUUCGAUAACGCGAGGACAAAACGAGCAGACUUGUACGGAUCUUUAGAGAACUCAGAUAUCCAAACUCCACCUCAACCUGCUCCUAGAAUUCCACGACCUGAACCACCAAAACCGGCUAGGGAGGGCACGCCAAGAGCUCCUCCACCAACAGAGAUCCGAAACAAAGUCAGAGCUCCUCCUGCUGAUAAUCUCUACGGAGGAGGCAGAGAUGGAGGAGGAUUAUACGGAGGUUAUGUUGGUGGAGGCGGUUCAGGAAACCGGCAAACGCAAACUCCUCCUCGUCCUGCACAGGCACCGCCUAGGCCCAAUCCUAGAGGCGGCAGCAACGGAAGAGGAGGAGGGACAACGAUUCCACCAUUUCCAGGGUCAGUGGGUUCAGGGGAGAACAUGAGUUACACACACAUAUUCGACAAAGUCAAGGAAGAGAGGCGAGAAGGUGCCAGAUCCUACGGUGGGACAGGUGACAACACUCCAUCUCGCCCCAUCAACGGUCAACAUGAAUCUACCUCCCCGAACUCCUCCAAGGUAAUAUAUAUUGUGUAUUCAACACACAACUAUUUUGACAUCCAUAUCAUUACAUAUCAUGUGUGUUUAUGUGAAAGAGUAUGCGCAGGUCUGCUGCUUCCCAUGGUCUCGGAAGGGAAAGUAAAUACUGAAGACAAAUGUACAUAUUCUUGGACACAUCUCUUUGUCUUUUGUGUGUUAUUUAUUCUUUCUUUCUAUUUUUUGUAACAAAAGGAGUGAUUUUGUUGUGAACAACGUUGGAGUAAUUAAUCAUUACUAAAUCUAGUAGUGUGUUUUGGUUGUGUAGUUUAUCUCUGUGUAUUGAUUCUCAAGAAAAUACUUGCGUAUGGAAGUAAAUAUGUGCAGACUGUAUGUUUUCUAUUUGUUGCGCUAUCUUCAACGUUUGCACAAGAAUUGAAAUCAAAUUAAUUGUACAAGAAUGCUAGACGUCAAAAUUUUAAACAGAGAUGUCUCUCUUUCUAUGAAGGUGUUUGGCUCUUUCACUGGUCUGUAUAGGUCCCACGAAUUGAGUGUAUAAUGUGGGGCUGCUUAAGCUUUUCUCGCUAAUCUUUCCUUCCGCUAAUACCUACCAUAUUUGAAAAGAGAGAAAAGCCAGAGAAACAUACGUAAAUGGAAAGAAACAUAUGGGCUGAGUUGGGCCCACCGAAAGAGAAUGACCACAACGUUUCAAGUUCACUAUGGGUUGAACUUGGGGACUUUCUAGGGUUGUCGUCAUUUCUUUUGCAGCCAUCUCAUAUAUACAGCAACUAAAGAUUUGAAUAGCAACAAUGAUUUAUGACGUCAACUCUGUUCUCUUCAGACCCUUCCUGAGCCAAAAAGGAACUUCCGACACAAGGAGAGUCGAGGAUAGACCAAGAGACCAGAAGCCUAAAGCCAGCGACAACAAACCUGUCAUGAAUGAAUAGAUCUAUCCUUUGUUAUUAUUAUCUUGUUCAUGUAACGUUUUUGUUCUAAGAAGAAUUUUAGUUUUAAAUGGUUGAAAUUUUAGUGUUCUUUCCUUUGCAACUCAUUAUUUAUGUAUUGAUCAUACAUACCCAGCUCCUUAUAUGUCAAAUUACAGAAAUCCAAUACACCAAACACACAAAGUAACACUUGAC
Messenger RNA from Eruca vesicaria subsp. sativa (arugula), 1757 nucleotides. NCBI's taxonomy places the organism in Eukaryota, Viridiplantae, Streptophyta, Magnoliopsida, Brassicales, Brassicaceae. The record is from the annotation of a GenBank genome assembly.